Molecule: messenger RNA, 1044 nt
Organism: Adineta steineri
Lineage: Eukaryota; Metazoa; Rotifera; Eurotatoria; Adinetida; Adinetidae
Source: the annotation of a GenBank genome assembly
AUGACAGAUAGAAAUAUGCAAUUCACACGCAUCUCCGCGAAUUCCUAUCGGUCUCGUGUUACCCGCGUACGUCCAAGCGACGUUCCAACAACUUAUAGGAGCAGCAACAACAGUAAUCCUGCUUUUGCAUCGCUUCAACCUCGACAACAAGUGUCACUACCAGCACUACUUCAACGUCAUCGACUAGUACAACAUCAACAACAAGUACAACGUCAUCCACUUCAACCUCGACAACAAGUACUUCAACAAGCAGUUCGACUUCAUCAACAAGUGCCACAACCAGUACAACUUCGACAACGAGUACUUCAUCGACCAGUUCAACUUCGUCAACAAGUGCCACAACCAGUACGACCUCGACGACAAGUACUUCAACAUCAAGUACUACAUCAUCUACGAGUUCAACAUCAAAGACAACGUCGACGACAAGUACUUCAACUUCAACAUCAACGACAACAACGACAACAGGUAAGUUUUCGAACGUAUGAUUAUUCUUUUGUAUUGAAUGUUAUUCCACUUUCAAUAGCACCAAUAUGCGGCACUUUUCCUACCAAUCCACAAGGACAGAUUAAAUAUUUCGCUAAAAGUGGUUCAAAUUUCCCGCUCAUGACAUAUACAAAAUACACUUCUAGUUUCACAGCAAGUAGUACCUUAGCAACUCUAUCAUUUAUUAUAAUGGGUGAGGGUGGAGGAGGCGCCAUCCACUACUGGCUAAUAGAUGAUGUAAUUGUCAAUCAUACAAACACAAAUGCAAAUGUUCUUACUAAUGGUAGUUUUGAAACAGGAGAUUUAAGUGGUUGGACACAGUAUUGUAAUACGACUGCCAAUUGUGAUGCUGCAGGUGGAAAAACAACUGGUAAUUAUGCGCAUACGACAACAAGUUCAUGUAAUUCAGGAACAUACUGCGUUUACGAUUCAUGUGUAGGUACCGACUAUCUAGAACAAUCGUUUUCUACUGUAGUUGGAGAUUAUUAUAUAAUAUCAUAUUAUCUGAGAAACGGUAAUAAUGAUGCAGGACCUAUAGCAAUGUAUGUCACAUUAACUUAA